Messenger RNA from Funneliformis caledonium, 249 nucleotides. The record is from the annotation of a GenBank genome assembly. NCBI's taxonomy places the organism in Eukaryota, Fungi, Glomeromycota, Glomeromycetes, Glomerales, Glomeraceae.
AUGAAAUUUGAAUUAUAUGACAAACAAUUAAAACGAUGGCCAGAAACUGGACGUCAUAUUAUAGGACAAUACGACGAUGAAUCAAUUAUCGUUUAUCAAGCCUAUAACCAUUCUAUAGCUGACUACGCUGUUCAAAAUCAAAAAUUUGGUGGUAAGGAUUUUUCAUGGAAGAGAAUGACAUGGAUUAAAACCAAUUUUACUUGGAUGAUGUAUAGAUCUGGAUGGGCCACCAAAAAGAAUCAAGAAAGA